AUGCCAUCCCCAAGCGUUGAUACCAGUGUAGUCCCACGCAUCAAUACCAGAAUUGCAGACUUAUCCCCGAAUUAUCGCUGUGGCAUCGCCGCAGCAGUCUUCCGGUACCAGGCGGACGGGCAAUACACCGUCCUCAUUAUGAAGCAUGUAACCGGCACGGUCGUACGUGGAAAGUGGAUUAUUCCAACUGGCCCAGUACUAGACACCGAUCCAACCAUUGGCGAUGCAGUGAGGCGUAUAGUCUUCGCCAAGGCUGAUCUUCGCAUCCAAGGCCAUUACACCAUCCGGCAUGUAGCGACAACGUGGAAAUUUGGCAACGAGGUCAACUUGCUGCUCAGCUUCGCAAUCAAUGAUAUAUUUGCUGACAUGGUCACAGUACGCCCCAAUAAGCUCUCUGAGGAUCAAUGGGAGGAUGAGGAACGUUAUGGGUUAUACGCCAUCCCAUGGGACACGAAGGACGUUAUACACGAAGGAUUUGAUUUCCACCGCUCGGCAGCUAUUUGA
Messenger RNA from Penicillium griseofulvum, 504 nucleotides. RefSeq lists its product as uncharacterized. The coding region runs from base 1 to 504 and encodes 167 amino acids. The record is from RefSeq and is a predicted model, not a curated record. The transcript has a single exon. Lineage: Eukaryota; Fungi; Ascomycota; Eurotiomycetes; Eurotiales; Aspergillaceae.